AUGGGUAAUUCAUCUAGCGACACCUCCUCAGAGGAUGACUUGAGGUACUUCACAAGAGAUAUUGAAGAGGGUCCGGAUCUGAAGGUCUGUCAGAGCAUCUUGAAGUUCUGUAGUCUGUCAUCCACAGACUCUCUGAAGCAACACUAUGAAAAGAGGCGAACAAGGGCGAGUGAUCACGCUGCAAAAUGGAUCAAGGAUUUGGCUGAGAAGCUGGGCCCCUUCACAAAUGCACCUGAGCUGGCGGGACUUGGAGCACUGGCUAUAGCCGUCCUUAUUGACAUGGUCGCCUCCACUUCAUCUGAGGAAGCCACCAUAAAGGCCCUGCAAUCCGUGUUUGCGGAGGAGAAAAGCUCUGAGGUCUGGAAUCUGAUUGAUGAAUGUCUGAAGAGAUACAGGAUGUACAUCGGUGACACAACAGAGCUGAGGAGGAGCAUCCAUCGAAUGGAGGACCAGCUGAGCACCGCCCUCACCAGGCUGAAGAAUUCCAUUCUGAGGGACGAGCAUGUGACCAAUCAGGCUGUGAAAGUCUGGGUGAACGGGGCCGCCUUCCAUGUCCAGAUGCUGAUCCACCUGGUGAGACUGGGAGGGAUUCAAACCUGUGACCCUGUGGAGAGACUUAUCAGGGAUUACAAGGAUGACCUGGAGGCAGUGUUCGAAAAGCACAAAAUGAUGAUAAAAAAGAAGUGUGACACCUACUUCUACUCUGACCCUGAAUUGGGAUUGGGCGGGAUCUAUUUCGUGGAUGAAAAAGGUCGGUGCCGUGAGAUGAGCAAGGGGGACUUUCCAAAAUAUUACAAUGCUUAUUAUGAGGAGAGGUAUGGGAAACAAGAGCGUGAGAUCUUGAAGUAUUUCCGUGAUGUGGAGAGGAACCUGCCAGAGCUGGUUCAGCAGAGAGGAUCUCUCUAUGUCUACUAA
Messenger RNA from Xyrichtys novacula (pearly razorfish), 915 nucleotides. Lineage: Eukaryota; Metazoa; Chordata; Actinopteri; Labriformes; Labridae. The record is from the annotation of a GenBank genome assembly.